This is a messenger RNA of Manis pentadactyla (Chinese pangolin), 920 nucleotides long. RefSeq names its product peroxiredoxin 1 (gene PRDX1). The transcript is spliced from 6 exons. Gene Ontology annotation, cellular component: cytosol. Lineage: Eukaryota; Metazoa; Chordata; Mammalia; Pholidota; Manidae. Gene Ontology annotation, molecular function: thioredoxin peroxidase activity. The coding region runs from base 49 to 648 and encodes 199 amino acids. Gene Ontology annotation, biological process: response to oxidative stress; cellular response to stress; leukocyte activation. The record is from RefSeq and is a predicted model, not a curated record.
CGUCUGUCUCCUGACGAGUCCUGGUGGCUUUUAUCUCAAUCGUGCACAAUGUCUUCAGGAAAUGCCAAAAUUGGGCACCCUGCCCCUAACUUCAAAGCCACAGCUGUUAUGCCAGAUGGUCAGUUCAAAGACAUCAGCCUAUCUGAUUACAAAGGGAAAUACGUUGUUUUCUUCUUUUACCCCCUUGACUUCACCUUUGUGUGCCCCACGGAGAUCAUUGCAUUCAGUGAUCGGGCAGAAGAAUUUAAGAAACUCAACUGCCAAGUGAUUGGUGCUUCUGUGGAUUCUCACUUCUGUCACCUGGCAUGGAUCAACACACCUAAGAAACAAGGAGGACUGGGAUCCAUGAACAUUCCCUUGGUGUCAGACCCCAAGCACACCAUUGCUCAGGACUAUGGGGUCUUAAAGGUUGACGAAGGCAUCUCAUUCAGAGGCCUCUUUAUCAUUGAUGAUAAAGGUAUCCUUCGUCAGAUCACUGUGAAUGACCUCCCUGUUGGCCGCUCUGUAGAUGAGACUCUGAGACUGGUUCAGGCCUUCCAGUUCACUGACAAACAUGGGGAAGUGUGCCCAGCUGGCUGGAAGCCUGGCAGUGAUACCAUCAAGCCUGAUGUCCAGAAGAGCAAAGAAUAUUUCUCUAAGCAGAAGUGAGCGCUGGGUUGUUUUAAGACCAGGCUGCCAUGGGCAGCAGUGAGAACAAAACCUCUUUUGUGCUAUUGUCAUGCUUAAAACAAGAUUUUAGACUUAGUCCAGUUGUGGUAUGGAACAAGACAGGCCUUUUCUUGCAUGGGUGGGUGAGGCCAGCCUUUCUUCCUCUGUUGGGAAUGGCCUGAGCUGUGUAUGGGGCAGGCCGACUGAUGUGUAUAAUAGUGGGACAGCAUCACUUUUGAUCUUUUGUAGUUUCUAUUAAACUUGAACUGAAA